Messenger RNA from Myripristis murdjan (pinecone soldierfish), 6771 nucleotides. Its product is annotated as ELKS/Rab6-interacting/CAST family member 1-like. Gene Ontology annotation, molecular function: structural constituent of presynaptic active zone. Gene Ontology annotation, cellular component: cytoskeleton of presynaptic active zone. Bases 435 to 3896 code for a protein of 1153 amino acids. The record is from RefSeq and is a predicted model, not a curated record. The transcript has 22 exons. Lineage: Eukaryota; Metazoa; Chordata; Actinopteri; Holocentriformes; Holocentridae. Gene Ontology annotation, biological process: regulation of synaptic plasticity; maintenance of presynaptic active zone structure; neuromuscular synaptic transmission.
UCCUAUUGAUUACCGCUCACCAACAAAGCCAAUGGAUUACAGUGAAGGCGUUGGGAAGGCCUUGAUCACAGCUAUGUCAACACUGAAUCAGGAUAUUUCAAGCCAAGACAGACUACAGUAAAAGACUGACAAAGAUAGUUUUUUGUUUUGAGUUGUUAUAUUUAGCAUUUCAGCUUUUUGCACACCCAUCUCCCAUUUAUUGUUACUAGUGAUUUCAUCUUUUCCAGCCCCUUUUCUGCCUUAAUUGUGCACUUCUUAUUAUGUUGUGAGUCUACUGCUGCUAACUAGCUUGCCAUCACAGAGCGGUGCUCUUUAUACCUUUCGGGCUCCACACAUUUCAAGGGGAGCUUUCUCAGGACACCAGCUGACUUUGUGGACUGCUGUCAUUCCAAGUUCAUAUUUUUGAUUCUUCUGACGCCCCAUCUUCUGCCACCAUGUACAGUAGCUCCCGGUCCAUCUCCAAGCUGGACGUUGUGGGGUCCAACGGUAAUGGCUCAGUGUCUGGUAGUCCUGGCCGCUCCCCACGCCUCCCCCGCUCCCCGCGGCUCGGACACAGACGAAACAGCAGCAGCAGCUCCGCCGGCGGCCUCACUGGCUCCGGUAAAACCCUGUCCAUGGAGAAUAUCCAGUCUCUGAACGCCGCUUACGCCAUGACCGGUCCAAUGUAUUUCGCCGACACUGCUGACGACCCCGUGGGCCUCGCCGGCAGCCUGAGCAGUGCCCUGAACCCCACCCCGCCCAAGAGCACCAUGACCUUGGGCAGGGCUGGGGCCAGGCUGCCCUACGGGGUCCGGGGGGCCGUCAUGGGUAGCAGUCCUAACAUUAACACUGGAGGAGGGGGCGGGGGAGUGGGCAUGGCCAGCGAUGCGAUAGCGUUCGGUGGGGAUCUGCAGGGCCAGCCGUCCCAGGCCGCCACAGUGCCCCACUCUAUGAGACAGGUGAGGGAAGGUGCCAUGUCAGACCUACAGACACAGCUAAGAGAGGUGCUAAGAGAGAAUGAGCUGCUUCGCCGAGAGCUGGAGGCUAAGGAGUCCAAGCUGAGUUCCUCUAUGAACUCCAUCAAGACAUUCUGGAGUCCAGAGCUGAAGAAAGAGAGAGCGCUGAGGAAGGACGAAGCCACCAAGAUGGCCGUGUGGAAGGAGCAGUACAGAGUGGUGCAGGACGAAACACAGCAUUUCCAGUGCACCAUCCAGGCUCUGCAGGAUGAGCUCCGCAUCCAGCGCGACCUCAACCAGCUCCUCCAGACCGACUACUCGGACGGCGGUCACCUCGGCAACCAGGCCCUCCCCCCGCAGGAAAUGACGGAGGAGAAUUUCCUGCGUAUUCACACCGACUACGAGCGUCAGGCCAAAGAGCUCUUCCUCCUGAGGAAGACUGUGGAAGAGAUGGAGCUGAGAAUUGACACUCAGAAACACACUUUGACGGCCAGGGAUGAGUCCAUUAAGAAGUUACUGGAGAUGCUGCAGAGUAAAGGUCUGUCGUCACGGGCGACUGAGGAGGACCACGAACGGACGAGGCGAUUGGCUGACGCUGAGAUGACCAUCCACCAUCUAGAGGGCCUGUUGGAGCAGAAAGACAAGGAGACGCUACAACUCAGAGAGGAGCUCCACAGGAGGUACGAAGCAGCUCCAGAAUCAGCCAAGACCAAGGCGUUGCAGACUGUCAUUGAAAUGAAGGACUCUAAGAUCAGCUCGCUGGAGCGCGGUCUGAGGGAGCUGGAGGAGGAGGUGAACAUGCUCAAGUCCAACGGAGCUCUGAGCAGCGAGGAGAGAGAGGAGGAGAUCAAACAGAUGGAGGUCUACAGAUCCCACUCCAAGUUCAUGAAGAACAAGGUUGAGCAGCUGAAGGGGGAGCUGACUCACAGCCAAUCAGAGACGGAGGAACUAAGGCAACGAGCCAAUGAGCUUCAGCAGGAGGUGUCUGCAAUGGAGCAGGUGAAGCAGGAGUUGAGUCGUAAGGACAGCGAGCUGCUGGCUCUCAGGACCAAACUGGAAACUCUGAACAAUCAGUUCUCUGACAGUAAACAGCACGUCGACGUGCUCAAAGAGUCGCUCACCGCCAAGGAGCAGCGAGCCGCUAUCCUACAGACCGAGGUGGAUGCGUUGCGUCUCCGUCUGGAGGAGAAGGAGUCUCUCCUCUCUAAGAAGAGCCAGCAGAUCACAGAGCUGACGGAGGAGAAGGGCACGCAGAGCGGAGAGAUCAGCGACCUCAAAGACAUGCUGGACGUCAAGGAGCGCAAAGUCAACGUGCUGCAGAAGAAGAUCGAGAACCUGCAGGACCAGCUGAGGGACAAAGACAAACAGCUGACCGGGCUGAAGGACAGAGUCAAAUCUCUGCAGACGGACACCUCCAACACCGACACGGCACUGGGAACACUGGAGGAGGCUUUGGCUGAGAAGGAGCGCAUCAUUGAGCGGUUGAAGGAGCAGAGGGAGCGGGAGGAGAGGGAAAAGGGAGAGGAGAUGGACUCCAACAAGAAGGAGCUGAAGGAACUGAGGGAGAAGGUCUCUCAGCUGCAGGCCGACCUGGCUGACCGCGAGACAUCGCUGUUGGAUCUGAAGGAGAAGGCUUCCUCUCUGGCCUCCUCGGCUCUGAAGAAAGACAACAGGCUGAAGAGUCUGGAGAUCACCCUGGAGCAGAAGAGAGAGGAGUGUGUCAAACUGGACAACCAGCUCAAGAAGGCCCAGAAUGCGGCAGUGGAGUCGCUGGCCAACGCCGAGCUGUCGGAGCGCAUCUCCUCCCUGGAGCAGGAGGUGAACCGGCACAGAGAGGAUGCUGGGAAGGCCCAGUCCGAGGUCGAGCGACUGCUGGAGAUCCUCCGAGAGAUGGAGAACGAAAAGAACGACAAGGACAAGAAGAUCCAUGAGCUGGAGAGUCUUGCCUCAAGGCAGAUGAAGGAUCAGUCGAAGAAGGUGGCCAACCUGAAGCACAAGGAGCAGGUGGAGAAGAGCAGGAACGCCCAGCUGAUGGAGGAGGCCAAGAAGAGAGAGGACAACCUGAAUGAAAGCUCCCAGCAGAUAAAGGACUCACUCCGUCAGAAGACUGAGCGCAUUGAGGAGCUGGAGGAGGCGCUGAGGGAGAGCGUGCAGAUCACAGCAGAGAGGGAAGUGGUGCUCGCCCAGGAGGAGCAGGCUCGCACUCAGGCCGAGAGACAGAUGGAGGAGCUGUUGGUUGCCAUGGAGAAGGUGAAACAGGAACUUGAGGUGAUGAAAGCCAAGCUGUCAUCAACUCAACUCUCAUUGGCCGAGAAGGAGGGUCACCUGACCGCCCUGCGGGCUGAGAGGCGGAAACACCUGGAGGAGGUCUUGGAGAUGAAACAGGAGGCGCUGCUGGCAGCCAUCAGUGAGAAAGACGCCAACAUCGCCCUGCUGGAGCUCUCCUCAUCUAAGAAGAAGAAAACCCAGGAGGAGGUGGCAGCGCUCAAGAGAGAGAAGGACAGUCUGGUACAACAGCUCAAGCAACAGACCCAGAACAGGAUGAAGUUGAUGGCAGACAACUACGAGGACGACCACCUGAAGGUUUUGUCUCCAAACUCAGAGCAGCCCAACAACCACAAGCCCUCCCCCGACCAGAUUCUCCCUCCUCUCCUGGACCUCAGUCAGAACCGCAGUAAACUGAAGCUGUACAUCGGUCACCUGACGUCGCUGUGUCAGGAGCGAGACCCCGUCAUACUGCAGGACUUCGCCCCGCCCCCCGCCUAUCACCGCUCCGACUCCGCCUCCUGGGAAACGCAGCUGCACAGCAUGACGCAGGAACAGCUGGAGGCGGAGUUAGAGCUGUGUGAGAGGGAGGGGGCGGAGCUACAGGAGUACGCCAAUCAGGUCCUGCAGCAGAUCGCCGACCGAUGCCCCGACAUUUUGGAACAAGUCGUCAAUGCCCUGGAGGACACCUGCUGACACACACACACACACACACACACACACAUAUACAGAGCUUAACAGAUGAACACACAUGAAAGUUACCACGUGCACAAAUGCACACACAUUCAGAAGAAAACAAGCAGGCACACAUACAUGCAAACACUCACACACUCACACACACACCAACAGGGCUGUCAGAAAUCUCCCAUAAUCCCCUGAUAUGCAACUAGAAUCACAGCGUUGGCCGUGGAGAUGAAGAGCACGUUGUCCUUCACGGUUCUGCUCGUCUGUCACCUUCGUUUCUCUCGUCUCGCUCCUUCACAGAAGGGAAAGGACCGUUUCCCUGCGGGGAUCAAUAAAGAAUAACAUCAUCAUCAUUAUUAUUAUCAUUAUCACAGCAAGCCGACCCCCCCCACCACUUCCACUGGGUGUUUAGUUGCCAUAGUUUUUCAAAGAGCAGUGCCAGCUGAAGGCUGUGGUGCUCAGCUUUCAGCACAAAGUGAUUUGUUGGCAUGAAGGUGGAAGUCAGCUGGAGAUUGUUGAUGUUUUGGAGACAGCAAACGGCGAUAUUUCUCUCUAAUUUCUCCAAGACAGAUUAAGCCGGCACUAAUUUUACCAUCUGUGACACUUUAGGUGGCCGUUUUGUGUCCUUACACGCAAUCAACAGUUUGUCUUGUAAUCAUAACUUCAUUUAGUUUAUGGAGAAUAAAGUGUAAACUGUAUAUUAGGAGUGAAAGUGAGUUGAACUUACCGGGUUGUUACUGAUGUCACAGUUACAUGAUGUUGCCACAUUGCCAUUUGAUUGGUUGAAUUGCAAAGUAUGUUUAUUUCAGUUGCCUUUGGUUCUUUACAUCAUUUACUUGCUGCUAUCUUUUUACCUUUUUAUUUCUGCUUUUUUUUUUUUUCUUGUGUAAUGUUUUUUGUCUCUGGUGUGUGAUGAAACGUCCCAGCUCGCGGUGUCUUCUGCCAGACGCUCUCUGUAGUUGUGUAAAUUGUAAAGAUGAACAGUUUAAUUAAUAGGAAGAUAUGUUGGGGGAUCUUGAUGCUUCAGUUUCACGUUCACUCGUGUUUUUUUUUGUCUUCAGUGGAGGUGAAAAGCACAGUCAAGAAAAUCUACAAUAUAUCUCGCAAAGCUCCCUUUAUCAGAACUACACCAAUGCAGAUGUUUGUGUUUUUAAUAGAAGAAAAUAGAACGUUUUGUUCACUUAGGGUCUCCAUUUACACUGAGGUUGAGUUCAGAAAAUCCCUUUGGCGACAAUCCCCUUAAUAUGAGGAAAAAUCUGAACUUAGACAUUUCCAUUUCAUGAAAUAUAUGGUAGUAGUUUUUUUUUCUUUCUUUUCUUUUCUUUCUGUCUUUGGAGGGAGGAUAUAAUAAUUGAUAUAUUUUUUUGCUUUUGGUAAUAUAUAACACUAAUCUUGUUAAACUGAUAAUAAUGCCAUCUAUUGGUUAUAGUAUUACAUAAUAUGUUGAGAAUCUCUUUCAGAUUUCGUUGUUCCAUAUAAGCAGGAGACUGUUACCGGGAACAUGUGUUGCACCUACUUAACGUGCGGCUCCGAGUCCACCGGGACCCGUCUUUACAUUUCAGCUCCGGUCUCUUUGUUGUUGUCGUUUACAGUGAAAAAGACACGCCGUUGCAUGUUCCCUACAGCGUCGAGAGCCUUAGCAUGUUUUUAACGCUCAGAGCGCUGAGCACGAGAGGUUUUCGAAUAAAAUUGUUUCCAAAAGAGUGCCGCGCUUCAAACAGGUUUUUUUUGUAGUCACAUGUUGUAGAAAGCCAUGACCGGCGCUGCUCACAUGCAACUGUUAAGCGCUGCUUGCUAAAAAGAAAACAAACAAACAAAAGCCCGGUGGACGCAGAGCCCGAGGACCGGGGUUUACACCGCGCUCUGAAAUCUGAUUUUACACACACAGGCCUGAUCUGAAAACACUCGCAAGCCCAAAUCCUUUUCUGCACAUAACACUGCGUCUCGACAAAGGCUCCAAACCACUCGGAGAGAAAUGAAGAGCUCCAUUUCAGAACACUUUGUGCUCAUUUUGGUUGUAAAAAAAAAAAAAAUGUUACCUGAUGUUCAUUGUUCAGUAGUUUCCCCAAAACGUUGUUGGAGUACGUGUCAUAUUUCUCAAAUGAUGGGCAUCUCGUUUUGGAAUGAAACUCUUCAAAUGUGUUUGCCUUUCGGGCCGAUGGGACUACAGUGAGUGAGCAGGACACUUUGGCUGUCGCCGAGAUUGAACCUUUGACCUUUCAGCCUCUCAAACCACAAGGCCACAUUUCACUCACAAUCACUUUUUGAGUUCACUAAAGCCUCAUAAAGUAAAACGCACAAGAUAUAACACCGACUUGUCGCUAGGGUAGGUAAAAGUCAGUGUCACAUCCUGUGCAUUUUCCCUCCAAGCUUUAGUGAACUUAUGCAGAUAAAUGUGGCCAAGAUGUUCAUUGAUAUCCCACCUUUCCAAUUGUAUCACAUAUAAUACUAUCAUAUAUACCGAGGAUGGUGUUGAAUGGAAAAAUCAGACUCCAUUCCUGCUGAAAACCCUGUGCAGACUCCAGUCCUGCAGCUGUGAGGUUUGAUCCCAUGUUUGGCUCAAUGUCCCGUCAGGCACGACGCUGAACUCUCUGCUCGCCCGCUGUACGUCGCACCGGAUUGCAGUGUCCGCUGAAACGCCCUCCACGCAAACUGGAUGCCUCUCUCGCCUGCCUCGGGAAUGAAAAGGUCCCCAUGAAGACCGGCUCUGUGCCGCAUGUCGUAACCAUCAGAUUUGAGCCGGCGCUGUAAAUCCGGUGUUUUGAUGUCUGUUUUAUAUUGAUGAUGUUUUGUCAUUUGGAGCGGUGAUGCGUGGGAAUUAUCCUGACUUUGUUGUGAAUUGAAAAAUCAGAAUGAGAGAAUGGAAUAAAAUAUGGAUCUAUCUUUA